AUGGCCGAUGGGCUGGUACCAGCGGGAAACGAUAAUGCUGAAGGUCUCCCAAGCUUCCACUCGCCAGAGGGUCAGACCCAAAAUCCAAACGACUGGGAGGAGCGCGUGGACUUGAAGAUCAAAGCGUACCUGUUGGAGCAUUCGGUAGAAUACCGUCAGCUGAACGAGCUCCGACAUCAGGGGUGGAACAAUCCGGCAGGCGAUUCCUACUUCAAGAAACAGCGUCAGCAGUCCGACACUGCUGAUGAGAAAGUGGCGCAGAUCUUUUACAAGAUGAUGCAGAAGAUCGCACAAGAGAUGCACCAGAAGACCGAUGGAGCCCUCGCUAUCAAGAAGCAUUCCGGGAAUGACUCAGCUAUCCUCGACAUGUGUAUGGCGCCUGGAGGCUUCCUGCUCACAACUAUGAACAUCAAUCCUGGCGCUCGCGCUCUUGGUAUAACUCUGCCUGUCAGCGAGGGAGGAUACAAGGUACUCCUUCCAGAGUGCCUCAAUGUGUCUUACAAAUUCCUGGACGUUAACAUGAUGGCUUCAGACAUGGGCGUCCGCUAUAUCUCCCUUGGACAUCCAGAUGCCGAUGAAUUUCUUCCGCAUCAGUUCAGACCCACCGACGCCUUCGAUCUUGUCAUGUGCGAUGGCCAGGUCUUGAGGACUCAGGAGCGAGCCGCCUACCGGGAGCAUAGAGAAGCAAUAAGACUUACCGUCGCCCAGCUUGCUCUCGGCCUUGAGCACCUUCGCCCUGGCGGAACUAUGAUCAUUCUCCUCCACAAGGCUGAGAGGCCUAAGUCAGUAGGCUUGUUCUACACUUUCAGAAAAUUCUCUUCAGUCAAGCUAUUCAAACCGACCAAGUACCACACGAAGCGAUCUUCGUACUAUAUGGUUGUUACGGAUGUCCAGAGCCAGCACCCCGAAGCUCUUGCAGCGGUAGGGACAUGGAAGAAGCAAUGGGAAGCUGCCACGUUUGGAACAAACGACGAGUUUGAGGAAGCACUUCAUGGCGAGGAAUUCGAUGUAGCGAAGAUCCUCGAAGACUUCGGUCCGGAGUUUGUGGAGAUGGGAAGGGAGGUAUGGGCAACCCAGGCACGUGGCUUGAGCACGGCGCCAUGGAUGAAAGAGAAGAAGUGGAAGCGCCCAGGCAAGAACCGCAGGCUCGAUAUGCGCCGUGGUACCGUGGCAGACUAG
Paraphaeosphaeria sporulosa is the source of this 1179-nucleotide messenger RNA. RefSeq lists its product as uncharacterized. Gene Ontology annotation, biological process: methylation. The transcript has 2 exons. Bases 1 to 1179 code for a protein of 392 amino acids. Gene Ontology annotation, molecular function: methyltransferase activity. Lineage: Eukaryota; Fungi; Ascomycota; Dothideomycetes; Pleosporales; Didymosphaeriaceae. The record is from RefSeq and is a predicted model, not a curated record.